Dermacentor albipictus is the source of this 1095-nucleotide messenger RNA. RefSeq lists its product as uncharacterized. The record is from RefSeq and is a predicted model, not a curated record. NCBI's taxonomy places the organism in Eukaryota, Metazoa, Arthropoda, Arachnida, Ixodida, Ixodidae.
AUGGGGCCUCCAGACGCAGCAUCUUCUGCCACACUAAGAAAAGUCAACCACCUUCUCGAAGUCUGUGGAAAACUCGAGCAUGAAAACAGCUUGCUCCGCAAAUACAAAUCUGUGCUCCAGAAAGAGGUUGAGGAUCUGAAGGCUCAGUUGCACGAUAUGAAAGUUGAGGCGCUCAAAGAGAAGCUGAAACUAAAAGAUUCUGUCUCUAAAGUUCACGAUUUUGUUUCAGAUGAGAAACGACUCGUGUUUUAUACGGGGUUUAACUCCUUCAAAAAAUUUGAUGCGUUUGUGGAACAUGUUGAAGGCAUGUACGAGGCAGUGAAAACGGGUGCUGGCAGGCCACCAGCACUGACAAUGAAAGAACAGCUCAUUGCAGUGCUUUGCAGGCUCAGGGUUGGGUUACUGGAACAGGAUUUGGCAUAUCGCCUGAAAGUGUCUGUGUCGACCGUGAGUGCCAUGUAUACAUUUUGGGUAAAUUUUUUGUUUGAAAUGCUAAUCCAGAUACCAAUGUGGCCAUCCCGUAACACAGUGGACCUGUUCAUGCCAGACAAUUUUAAAGAAUUGUACCCAUCUACACGCAUUGUACUAGACUGCACAGAAAUUUUUAUCGAGAACCCGUCUGACUACAACACACAAAGCGACACUUUCAGCUCGUAUAAAGGACACAACACCGCAAAAGGGCUCAUUGGCAUCACUCCGAACGGCUUCGUUUCUUUCGUGUCUAAUCUUGCUCCUGGGAGACUUUCUGAUCGAGAACUCACAAGACACAGUGGCCUGUAUGAGUUGCUCGAGAAUGGGGACAGUGUAAUGGCGGAUAGAGGAUUCCUCAUUGAAGAUGACCUCCGUCAGCUUGGAGUCGAAUUAAACAUGCCACCUAUGUUGAAUGGCCGCUCGCAGUUGUCACUGGCAGAGGAGUUAGCAACACGGCAGAUAGCCAGUUUGCGAAUCCAUGUUGAGCGUGUCAUCAGGGAAGUUAAAAACUUCAGAAUACUCCGUGCUGUUUUUCCGAAUGUUAUGGCAGAGAAGCUGAACAAGAUAUGGAAAAUUUGUUGUUAUCUCAAUAAUUUCAUGCGUGAGCCCAUUCUAAACAGAUGA